AUGGCCCAGCUAACUCCAAUAACGGUCCGGAUAGUCAGCCGCUCCUGGAUAAAAGAGAAUCCAGACAAUGUUAACACAAACAACCACAAGUACUGCGAAAUUCCAGCCCAGCUUCAGGCCAUGGAGCAAGCUCUGGACCAGUCUGAAUAUUACCGACGCCUCACCGAAACCGGGUACGAUUUGUGGAAGCCUAUUUUGCAAAGAAUGCAACGUGAAGCCAAGGAAAUGCAGGAACCAACAUCCCCUUGCAAUGAGGGAUACGAAAUCAUCUUAACACCGAGUCUAUGUCGGUUACUGAAAUCAGCAGCGGAUGGAGGGCUACUCAUGGGAAGAAUUCCAAGGAGCUUAGAAGAAGACCUCGAAGAACAGGUCCUUCCUCUCCUAGUUCCAUGCUUCGGACGACAAUCUAGUUCUAGCUCAGGUCCCAAAUAUUUUGUGCGCCUAAACAGUUGCUCCCCGAAAGACGGAAUGGGAGAACAUGGCCCCUUUGAGGAAGCGUGGCCAAUACUCCUCUCGCUCUGCACCUCGGAAAGGGUUCAAAAAGCUCUACGGGAUUUAUUAGAACAUGGAAUUCGCGGUGAUAACGAAAACUCAAGAAAUUUAAAGCUGGAUACCUACGAAAUCCUUCACCUGAAUCCCUGGAGAGACGAAAUAUCAACCUUAAACGAAUUUAGGAUAUUUGUUCCCCCGAACGGAAAAGUCAGAGCUAUAAGCCAGUAUUCCGUCAGGAGUGGUGGAUGGGCGAAUGAUUCCAACAACAAGUACGAAAAGAUCAAGAGUUUGGUCCCGUGCAUGAUAGAAUGCAACACAAAAUUUAGGGCACUAGUUCGAGACGCCGGGAAGGAAUUACCCAAAGGGGGUUAUGUCCUUGACGUGCAUGUUCGACUUCUGUCCCAGGGAGCAGGAAAUUCGGCAGCACAAAAGAGAUUCGGGUGGUCGGUAGAGCCAAUCGAAAUCAACCCAUUCGGUGCCCAACUUGCGAGCGGCAGCGGCAUCUUUCAAUGGCUGACAGAUUGGGAAUGCAUGUAUGGAUUGUCAAACGAUAUCGUCGUCGCACUUGUGUAUGAUAGAAAAUAUGAAGAUGAAUAG
Messenger RNA from Orbilia oligospora ATCC 24927, 1089 nucleotides. RefSeq lists its product as uncharacterized. Bases 1 to 1089 code for a protein of 362 amino acids. The transcript has a single exon. The record is from RefSeq and is a predicted model, not a curated record. Lineage: Eukaryota; Fungi; Ascomycota; Orbiliomycetes; Orbiliales; Orbiliaceae.